Messenger RNA from Psilocybe cubensis, 2739 nucleotides. RefSeq lists its product as uncharacterized. The coding region runs from base 1 to 2739 and encodes 912 amino acids. The transcript is spliced from 5 exons. The record is from RefSeq and is a predicted model, not a curated record. NCBI's taxonomy places the organism in Eukaryota, Fungi, Basidiomycota, Agaricomycetes, Agaricales, Agrocybaceae.
AUGGACAACACACAAACUGCCAGAAGUGAGGACGAAGUUGUUGUCACCAAGGAUAAUCGUUGGUCACCACCUCGUGCUCACUUUCCACCCAACGAAAUGUAUUCUGUUCGUCCCUCGCGCCCUCGUAUGGAAGGUACAAAACUCCAGUCAGGACUUACCCCCCCGGUGCGUCGAGGGUCGCCUUUGAAUCCCCAGAAUGUUACCCACCCAGUGGAUCCUCGUCGCCGACCUAGGCCUUCUGACGUUCUUGUCUCCUCUGAUGUCCUCAAUCGUCAUAGGCGAACAACCUCAUUCACCCAAGGAAAUUUAGGACGAUUGGACUCUGAGUUUACCCCUAUCAAUGAUAUUGGGCCUGAAGGUGGGACUUUUUCGGAUGAAUACGACCUAUACCCCAGGAUUCUUCAGGAUGUCCAACGAGCUCUCAAAAUGAAAGCUCGUCGGGAAGCUCGUUUGAAACGGGAAGCUACUUCUACUCCAGAAAAAGGGUCUGAGCAGCUACAGCCGUCUUCAGCAUUAUCGUCUACUCCUUCCAAAAAAGGUCUUCCUGCAACAUUUACCUCAUCAUCCUUUUCACCCUCCACAAAUCGUAAACUGAGUGGAAGUACGGUUUCUGAAGUUGAUUUUAGUCCUUCUACCGCAAUUCAUGAUCAAGCAAAAGAAUCACACCCGAUACCAUCCUCUAUCGAUAAUGGGACCACUUUGGACUGGACUGGUAGCAACUCGGACGAUUCGGACAAACGAUGGAUGGGAAUUGGCAGAAAGAAAGAUAGAGAAAAGCUUCCACCUUUGGAGCUCAUGGUUGCGAAACUUGCGCGAAUAAAAGAUUCUUUGUCUGCACAAACCAUCCGAAAAGCAGAAAUAACGAGCGAUCAGCUUGCGAGGCGAUACAACUUAAUAUAUGACUCCAUUGGGAAGACUGGAUCUCCGCUUAAUCUUGCUGCCGUCUCUCGGUGGUAUCAUUCCUGUCCGGAGAGCAUCAAAGCUUCGCUGGAGAAGGCAGAACCCUUCACCUGGCUUAAACAUCUAGAAAAACGUUCCUUUAAGAACACGAGGUCGAAAUGGCACCUAACUGCCUACAUCAUGAAGGAGUACAUUCUGUCAGAAAGCCGCCAUGCUCGUAUGCAGACAAUAUCCGAGGAUUUGACUGUUUCAGACCCCACGGCAUCGCUGACAAGGGCACGUUCCCCGUCGUUUGUAUCGACUUCUCGCCCUCGUGCUUUAAGCUCGUCUUUUUCCAUGAGAAUGCCUGUUGACGAACAAAUUUCUUUUGAACCUCUCGUAGAAAUCAAUCGGAGUUCCCUAGAUGCGAUAAGUAGAAAUUAUGAAUCUCGGCCAAAUAGUCUCCAUUCGGGGUCUUCCAAUACGGGUAUAUCCCCGUUAUCGCCAAUAUCUACGCGCUCCAAUGACGACGAUGUUAAGGCAGCUUUCAUUCGUCGAACGUUGGAACGACCCCGAUCUCCUGGCAGUUCCUUUUCAGGAACGUCCGACGAUGGUAAUCUUGAAAAACAUAUACCAUCAAGCUUGGUUGUACCAUCGCUCUCUGUCCAGCCUCCUUCCAGUGAAAACACCCCUCUACCUGAUCCGGAUCCCAUCUUGAAAACAAGCCUUACUGCCUCUCGCGAAAGCUCAACUUCUCAGGUUAAAUUUACACCUUCUCCAGCAAAUCAGUCUCUAUCAUCUCUGAAAACCUCUUUGAAACCUCGUCCAGCUCGGAAAGACCCGUUUGAUGACAGUCGCCCAGUCCCUAAACGCAAAAAGAUUCUCGACAGAGAGAUUAUUCUUCGUCAAGAGUACGAGAUGAAAGCCCUAAUUUCGGCUGCGAUGAAAGAUUACGAUACCAUCCAGAAUACUUCAAUGCAUUCCCAAAAUCUUACGAAACUCCAACUGCCCAAAGACCUCUUGGAAGCAUUUGGUCAUGAUCCUUCAGCUGUUACCGGUGCCACACGACGCGAUCGCGGAUGGCGGGCGGUAGAAGACAUAAACCAACGAGUUGAAAAGCAGCGCAGCGUUUUCAGAGCUUUUAUCCAAUCCUUUACUGACCAAGAGGUCAGUCGAGGUUGUAUCAUGGAUGAACCCAUGGAAAACAUCGUCGAGGCCCUUGCAUCCCUACAAUUUCAGAAGACAGAAAUCGGUCGUCAGGCUGAAAAAGUGUCGAGCGUGCUUGAAUCAGUUCAGAACAUCCACACCAGUGUGAAGGAAAAUUAUAAUUCUGCGAUGUCUCAUGUUUCAAUUGUCUAUCCAGAGCUUUCUCACAUCGUAGCUUUGGAAGAAAGCUAUAAAGAUCAAUAUCAACAGGUUUGGGAACUGGGAAUGAAUGCUUUGACUCUUCUUCUUGAUACCGUUACUCCAUUAUGGAGGACAUACGGGAAAACGAUAGGGGAGGAUGUUCGCGACUUCCUCAUUGUACCCUUGUAUCGGAACGAAUUUACUGGCGAAGCCAAAAGUUAUCCCAUAAAUUCAAUUCCUAAACGUUCCCGUCGGCAUUGGUUUGGGCUCGUCGUCUUCUUUAAUCUAUCUAUCGGAGUCAACUUUCUCCAACUGCGGGCGGCAAUUUCAUCCUCUUUGCACUUUCGACUACAUCUUAUUCCAUAUGAUGGUGUCCGAUGGAUAUCAUUACCAUUUUUUUGGUUAAUCAUUAUCAUCCAAUGGCUCGCCGUUAUUGUUGAGUUCGCCAUUGUUUUUCUGCAGCUGGGAGUCAUCACCUGGUGGUCGGGCUGGCUUGUGAAAUUCUGGGCAUGA